Penicillium odoratum is the source of this 1806-nucleotide messenger RNA. Its product is annotated as putative ATP-dependent Clp protease. Gene Ontology annotation, molecular function: ATP binding; ATP hydrolysis activity. Gene Ontology annotation, cellular component: mitochondrial matrix. The coding region runs from base 1 to 1806 and encodes 601 amino acids. Gene Ontology annotation, biological process: protein catabolic process; proteolysis. Lineage: Eukaryota; Fungi; Ascomycota; Eurotiomycetes; Eurotiales; Aspergillaceae. The transcript has 2 exons. The record is from RefSeq and is a predicted model, not a curated record.
AUGCUGUGGCGGCCAAUUCAACGUCGCCUUCCGCUUGCCCUAGCGCAUCGUGACCUUAUCCGAUGUCGGCCGUGGCUAUUAUCUUCUAGCCACACACGUCUACUAUUCAGUAGCUCCUCAAGGUCCUCCCAGUUUAACCGGUCUGACUUUACGAACCAACCAUUUACCGGAAGCUAUGAGACUGGACUCCCGACGUCUGGGCCCCUUGGCUCAACCCCAGCCUUUGGUGCUCCGCGGAUUACCCCGAAGGUGCUGAAGCAGUAUCUCGAUCAGUAUGUGGUGGGGCAGGAUCGCGCGAAGAAAGUAUUGAGUGUAGCGGUCUACAAUCAUUACCAGCGUGUACAGGAAAUAGCACGACGGGAGGAGGAAGCAGAGGAGCUUGCGGCAAAACGUCAGCGGAAGGAGGCGCUUGAGAGUCAUCCUUUGGAAGAUGAAUAUCCAGGCCAGCAACGGACAGUUGGUCUUCCAUCUUCGCCCAAAUCCCGCCAGGCAACCCCCUUGGGUCAAGACGUGCUCGUUGAUACAUCUCCACUUCCACUUGACAAGUCCAAUAUUCUAUUAUUAGGCCCUUCGGGUGUCGGUAAGACGCUGAUGGCUAAGACGUUGGCCCGUGUGCUGUCAGUGCCAUUCAGCAUCUCGGACUGCACCCCCUUCACACAAGCUGGCUAUAUCGGCGAAGAUGCCGAAACUUGCGUUCACCGACUACUCGCUGCUGCCAACUAUGAUGUGGAGCAGGCGGAACGCGGAAUAAUUGUACUUGACGAGGUUGAUAAAAUUGCCGCAGCAAAAAUUAGCCAUGGAAAGGACGUGGGUGGUGAGGGAGUCCAGCAAGCACUGCUGAAGAUCAUUGAAGGCACCACUAUACAAGUCCAGGCCAAACCGGAGAAGAACCCUCGCUCGAACAGUCCACCUAACUCAUACCCAUCUAAUAGCCCUCUGGGAAAUACCCCUUUCCAACCUCACAGUGGUAGCCCUCCCAAUAAGGGUGAGGUGUAUAAUGUGCGCACGGACAAUAUCCUCUUCAUCUUCUCCGGCGCCUUCGUUGGUCUUAACAAGCUGGUCAUGGACCGUAUUUCCCGAGGGUCCAUGGGAUUCGGACAGCCUGUUCGUUCACACGAUGGAUCCAGCCCCUCAGAUCCCUCUUCCGCAGAACCACUUCCCAUUAUCCCUGGCUCUGAAGAAGAAGCGCUAUACAAAAAGCACCUUCCUUUCUUCACCUCUGCAACCCCCGCACCGGGCAGCGAUCCUACCUAUUUUAACGCACUUGACCUCUUAACUCCAACAGAUCUCCAAUCAUAUGGCUUCAUCCCGGAGUUGAUUGGCCGAAUUCCCGUCACCGCUGCUCUAUCCACACUAACUCAGCCCUUGCUUCUUCGUAUCCUCACCGAACCCCGCAACUCCCUCCUAGUCCAAUACACCACGCUCUUUUCACUCUCCGGAAUCGAGUUGCGCUUCACCACACCAGCUUUGCAUACUAUCGCAUCCAACGCUUUUAAAAUGGGCACGGGUGCGCGUGCGUUGCGAACAGAAAUGGAGACUAUCCUCAGCGACGCAAUGUUCGAAGUCCCAGGAUCAAGUGUGAAGUUCGUGCUCGUUACUGGGGCCGUUGCAAAACGCGAAGAGAAGCCCGUCUACCUUGCCCGUGGUCAAGGCGGUAAAUUCCACGCUAUGAUAUCAGCCGAAGAAAGCGAAUGGGAGGAUAAGACAAGACGCGAGAAGAAAGAAAAGAAGAAGAAUGGAACGCAGAAUGAUUCUGGUGAGCAUCCUUCGAAUUUCCAGGAAUAUCGCAAGCGUGCAGUUGGGUAG